Theobroma cacao (cacao) is the source of this 928-nucleotide messenger RNA. RefSeq names its product DUF3148 family protein (gene CRR42). NCBI's taxonomy places the organism in Eukaryota, Viridiplantae, Streptophyta, Magnoliopsida, Malvales, Malvaceae. Gene Ontology annotation, biological process: NADH dehydrogenase complex (plastoquinone) assembly. The record is from RefSeq and is a predicted model, not a curated record.
CCCUCUACAAGCGACAAGUCUUACAGCAAGCAAAACGACUAAACACAUCCCCCGCAGACUGGAGCCACAAAAACAUUAUCCUCCCAUCUCAUGGCUCCAUCUCUAUCUUCUACUUCGGCAUUUCCAUGCUCAAAUUCUCACUGCAAUCCAAGCCUGCUUCUAAGGUGUGAAUCAUCAUCGCCUGACUCAAGGCUGCCGGCAAGAACAUCGAGACUUGAGAUAGGGUCUCCCAUAAUUGUGGUUGAAGCACCCAAAAUGGUGAAGACUGCCGCAUCAGUUCCAUGCCUCAGAGUUAAUGCCGGCUUGGUCAAGCCUGGGGAUGUUGGAAGAAUUGUUUCAAGAAAGCCCAAGGAUGUGUGGGCAGUUCGUCUGGCUAUUGGCACCUAUCUCUUAGACAGGAAAUACUUCAAACCAUUGGAGUUUGAUGAAUGAAUCUGAUUCACAAUAGCUUCAAGAGGUGGUUGAUUCUAUGGGCUCCGACCUUCAGAUUUGAUGGAGCAUAGUUGAUGGUUUUCAUUUUUUGUUCAUAGUUUUACUCCUUUUGCUUGCUCUUUUUGAUUACAUUUUUAGAUUCUGGCUUCGUUGACAAUGUACGGCAGCUGUUUUCGGCUCGACUUGGGUUCCUAUUGUGGGCUUUGAUUAUCAAUAAUAGGUGUUUCUGACUUUCCUCAACUUUCUAUUUUGGGCUUUGCUUUAAGCAAACGAUGACUGCCGGCUCCUUGCUACGCUGCAUGUCAGUUGUGCUUCCGUGACGUGUUCAACUAUUUGAUUUUUGUUGUAUAGUAAUAGUACCCUACUAGAUAUGUGUUUGGGUUUGUUGAAAUUUUUUCUUCUGCUUUGCCUAGGGUUCUUUUAGGAUUUGUAAAGAAUAAUUAAUGCAUUUUGGUAUUUUUGCUCUAUUUAAUCCAUUCAAGAACCUUCAUGUCUA